AUGUCCGUCCCAGGCAACAUCAACACUGCACCCCCUCCAUCCUCCUUCGACGAAGAGACCGAGUUUUACGAGGAAUCAAGAUGGCAGAAACUCAAGAGGAGACUGGUAGAAGAGCCAUUGAUACCAUUGGGUUGCGCAUUGACAUGCUGGGCUCUAUAUGAAGCUACAAAAUCCAUCCGCUCAGGCGACAAACACCGCACAAACCGGAUGUUCCGCCGCCGAAUCUACGCCCAAGGCUUCACGACCCUCGCCAUGAUCGGCGGGUCCGUAUACUGGGAGGGCGACCGGGCGAAGCGCCGACAAUACGAUGCGCUCGUGGACGAGAAGCAAAAGAAGGAGAAGCACGAAGCGUGGAUCAAGGAGUUGGAGGUGCGGGAGCAGGAAGAGCAGGAGUUGAGGCAGCUCAGGGAUCGGUUGAUCAAGGGGAAAGUUGCGGAGAAGCAGAAGUUCGGGGAGGAGGACAGGAGGGCGUUGGAGGAUCAGGCGAAGAAGAAUGCGGGGCAGGAGAAGGGUGGGUUUGGGGAGGUGAGGAGUGCGUUGGAAGAGGGUGAGAGGAGAGGGAGGAUAUUUGAAGCGGCGAGGGAAUUGUGGCAGAGCAGGAGAUAA
This is a messenger RNA of Zasmidium cellare ATCC 36951, 606 nucleotides long. RefSeq lists its product as uncharacterized. Gene Ontology annotation, cellular component: mitochondrion. The transcript is spliced from 2 exons. Gene Ontology annotation, biological process: mitochondrial respirasome assembly. The record is from RefSeq and is a predicted model, not a curated record. NCBI's taxonomy places the organism in Eukaryota, Fungi, Ascomycota, Dothideomycetes, Mycosphaerellales, Mycosphaerellaceae. The coding region runs from base 1 to 606 and encodes 201 amino acids.